Drosophila teissieri is the source of this 477-nucleotide messenger RNA. RefSeq lists its product as uncharacterized. Bases 90 to 437 code for a protein of 115 amino acids. The transcript has a single exon. Lineage: Eukaryota; Metazoa; Arthropoda; Insecta; Diptera; Drosophilidae. The record is from RefSeq and is a predicted model, not a curated record.
UCAGAAUUGUAUUAUUUCAAAGAGUGCCCUGUUUCCAUUGCCAAUUCCGAAGUGGAUCAGUAGAAGCCUAAAAUCAACCUUUCUGAAACAUGAAGUGCGAAGUGCAGAAUUUCAUAGAUGGCGUGUCCCAGACAUUUAUGGAGCACAAGAGGAUGCGCAACUGCCAAAUGCUCGAGAUCCUGAACAAGGUGCGCUCCUGCGACUGCAAGCACAAACGAAGGCUCAACCACUGCCGGAUGCUCAAGUCCGGACGCAGGAAACCCGCAUCCCAGGGCUGGUUACGCCUUCUAAUCGCCGCCUGCUUCGGCCUGCUCUUGCUCAUGUGCAUCUACAUGGUCCAUGUGGCCAGAAGGUACAACCAUGUGCGGGCCUACGGCAGCAGCGCCUGCGGAUCCACUUUGUUCUACAGCUACACGGACUGCGAUGUCUUCUACUAGGGGCUCAUAUAUUUUUAGUCAAGGGUUCAAUAAAGCUUCU